AUGUCAAAGCAAGCUCUUCGAAUCUUCGAUACUCAUCACCCCACCACCAUUCUCAACUCCCUUCAUACAACUACAACUUCUCUUUCACAAACACGCCAAGCUCAUGCCCAGCUCCUCCGAACUGGUCUUUUUCUCGACACCCAUUUCACCACAAAGCUCCUCUCUCUCUACGCCAAUCAUCUCCGCUUCUCAGACGCCAACCUCCUCAUUAACUCUAUCGAAAACCCAGAUGUCUUCUCAUUCUCCACCCUCAUUCACACUUACUCCAAGCACGGUCGUUUCAGUGAUACCAUUAUGUUAUUCUCUCGCAUGCUAUCUCAUGGGGUAUUGCCUGAUACCCGUGUCAUUCCUUCUGUCGUUAAAGCUUGUAGCGGGUCAAACAAUUUGACAGGUGGGAAACAGGUUCAUGGGUUUUGUAUAACUUCUGGACUUUGUCAAGAUCCGUUUGUUCAAUCUUCUCUGAUUCAUUUCUACGUAAAAUGUUCUCAGCUGAUAUAUGCACACAAACUGUUUGACGUAAUGACUCAACCUGAUGUUGUCUCGUGUAGUGCUUUGGUUUCCGGUUAUGCUCGACAAGGGUACGUGAAGGAAGCCAAGAUGGUGUUUGGUAGGAUGGAGGAGCUAGGAAUUGAGCCGAAUCCAGUUUCAUGGAAUGGAAUGGUAGCAGGGUUUAAUCAGAGUGGACAUUAUUUAGACGCAGUGAUGAUGUUUCAGAAGAUGCACUCGUUUGGUUUCAAACCAGAUGGAACAACCAUAUCUAGUGUUCUUCCUGCUGUUAGCGACCUGGAAUACUCUUUAGUGGGAGUUCAAAUCCACGGGUAUGCAAUCAAACAAGGUUUUGAAUCCGAUAAUUGCAUUGUCAGUGCUUUGAUCGACAUGUAUGGGAAAUGUCACUCCACCAUGGAGAUGUCACAGGUGUUCGAUGAAAUGCCUGAGAGAGAUGUUGGUGCUUGUAACGCUUUAAUUUCAGGGUUUGCUAGAAACGGGUUAACCGAUGAGGCACUCAAAGCGUUCAACAAAUUACAUGAUCAAGAAUUGGAAUUAAACGUUGUGUCAUGGACUUCAAUCAUAUCUUGUUGCUCACAACAUGGAAAAGACAUUGAUGCCCUUAAUCUAUUCAGACAGAUGCAAGAUUCGGGGGUAAAACCGAAUUAUGUCACAAUCCCUUGCUUACUUCCCGCAUGUGGAAACAUUGCAGCAUUAAGUCACGGGAAAUCCGCACAUGGGUUCUCACUUAAAACCGGGAUUUCAAAUAAUGUUUAUGUUGGAACUGCUUUAAUCGAUAUGUAUGCUAACUGUGGAAGAAUCAAAUUAGCGCGUGUUUUUUUCGAUCGAAUGUCCGUUCGCAAUAUCGCGUGUUGGAACGCAAUAAUGGGUGGGUAUGCGAUGCACGGGAACGCUACCCAAGUUCUUGAAAUAUUCAAAUUAAUGGAAAAAAGCGAUCAAAAACCCGACUCUAUUACUUUCACUUCUUUACUAUCGGCGUGUAGUCAUAGCGGUUUCACUUCUCAAGGUCAACAUUACUUUGACCGAAUGACAAAAGAUUAUGAAAUAAAACCGAGAAUCGAGCAUUACGCGUGUUUGGUCACGCUUUUAGGACGUACGGGGAAAAUACUAGACGCGUAUUCGAUAAUUACAAAAAUGCCAUUUGAGCCCGAUGGUUGUGUAUGGGGAGCUUUACUUAGUUCAUGUAGAGUUCAUCAUAAUAUGGAAAUCGGUAAAUUGGCUGCUGAUAAAUUAUUCGAAUUGGAACCGAAUAAUCCCGGGAAUUAUGUUUUGUUAUCGAAUAUUUACGCGUCUAAAGGGUUAUGGAAAGAAGUUGAUAAAGUUAGGGAUUUGAUGAAAUCAAAGGGAAUGAGAAAGAAUCCGGGGUGUAGUUGGAUUGAGAUCAAGAACAAGGUUCAUAUGCUUUUAGCAGGUGAUCAAUCACAUCCUCAAAUGAUUCACAUUUUAGAAAAAAUGGAGAAUUUGGGUAUGGAAAUGAAGAAAUUAGGGUGUUUGCCAGUUACUUCGUUUGUAUUACAAGAUGUUGAAGAUCAAGAAAAGGAGCAUAUUUUGUGUGGACAUAGUGAAAAAUUGGCUGUGGUUCUUGGGAUUUUGAAUACUUCACGAGGUUCUACUCUUCAAGUGAUUAAAAACCUUAGGAUUUGUGGGGAUUGUCAUGUUUUUAUGAAAUUUAUAUCGAGGUUUGAAGAACGGGAGAUAUUUGUUAGGGACACGAAUCGGUUUCAUCAUUUUAAAGAUGGAUUAUGUUCAUGUGGAGAUUAUUGGUGA
This is a messenger RNA of Lactuca virosa, 2274 nucleotides long. The record is from the annotation of a GenBank genome assembly. NCBI's taxonomy places the organism in Eukaryota, Viridiplantae, Streptophyta, Magnoliopsida, Asterales, Asteraceae.